Molecule: messenger RNA, 2387 nt
Organism: Siniperca chuatsi (mandarin fish)
Lineage: Eukaryota; Metazoa; Chordata; Actinopteri; Centrarchiformes; Sinipercidae
Gene: ergic1
Product: endoplasmic reticulum-golgi intermediate compartment 1
Exons: 10
Coding region: 138-1010 (290 amino acids)
Biological process (GO): retrograde vesicle-mediated transport, Golgi to endoplasmic reticulum; endoplasmic reticulum to Golgi vesicle-mediated transport
Cellular component (GO): Golgi membrane; endoplasmic reticulum membrane; endoplasmic reticulum
Source: RefSeq, a predicted model, not a curated record
CAAUCGGCUUUUGCAAAGCGUCCUAAGCUGACGUCAGCCCGGUACCGAUGAACAACCGGUAGCGUUGUGGAGAGCUGUGUGGUUGUCCGUUGUUUGUAGCUUUGUCCGUUAAUCCCCCUGUCAGACGUGCAAACAUCAUGCCUUUCGAUGUUAGGAGAUUCGAUAUCUACAGGAAAGUGCCAAAAGAUCUCACACAGCCUACAUACACAGGAGCUUUCAUUUCCAUUCUCUGCUGUGUCUUCAUACUCUUCCUGUUCCUGUCUGAGCUGACAGGAUUUAUAGCCACUGAAAUUGUAAAUGAACUGUAUGUGGAUGAUCCUGAUAAAGACAGUGGUGGGAAGAUAGAAGUGAGUUUAAACAUCAGUUUGCCAAACUUACACUGUGAUUUGGUGGGUUUGGACAUCCAGGAUGAGAUGGGCCGCCACGAGGUCGGUCACAUAGACAACUCGAUGAAGGUCCCUCUCAACCAGGGUGAUGGUUGUCGCUUUGAGGGAGAGUUCACCAUCAACAAAGUACCAGGAAACUUCCACGUGUCAACACACAGCGCUACAGCGCAGCCCCAAAGCCCUGACAUGACCCACACCAUCCACAAGCUGGCCUUUGGAGAAAAGCUCCAGGUACAAAAAGUACAAGGAGCCUUCAAUGCGUUAGGAGGGGCAGACAGGCUGUCAUCAAAUCCUCUGGCCUCACAUGACUACAUACUGAAGAUCGUUCCAACAGUGUAUGAAGACCUAUCAGGAAAACAGAGGUUCUCCUACCAGUACACGGUAGCCAACAAGGAAUAUGUUGCUUACAGCCACACGGGCAGGAUCAUCCCAGCCAUUUGGUUCCGAUACGACCUCAGUCCAAUCACAGUCAAGUACACAGAGAGGAGACAGCCCUUCUACCGCUUCAUCACAACAAUCUGCGCCAUCGUUGGCGGGACGUUCACAGUCGCAGGAAUCAUCGACUCCUGUAUAUUCACUGCUUCAGAGGCCUGGAAGAAGAUCCAGAUAGGAAAAAUGUCAUGAGGACUGUUCCCCACCCCUCCUUACAUCUUAUUUAUAAGUACAAAGUUGCUAGCCUGUUAGCUAAAUCCAAUCCUUGCUCAAUCCAACUUCCUUUUGGAGAUUGUAUCACCGCGACCAAUGAAGUGGCUCCGGCACUCGAUCUAACUACCAGACUACACGGCUGCGUCUCAGUUACUUAAGGUCCUCUCAGGCUCCAUCUGCUCUGGUGAUGUGUGGACGCUGACUAUCAUAUGUCUGCUUCCUCCGUCUUCAGUGUCAGGAGAGGAGAGGAGAGGGAAGCUCUUUUGUUACUUUGGGGAUGAAUUCUAAAGUACUGUGUAUCAGGGUUCAACCAGUAUUUGAAGGCUGCACCUGCUUUUUUUUUUUUUUUUUUAGAAUGAAGUAAAAAAAAAAAGAAAAAAAAAAGAAGAAGCUGAUAUUUGUGCUGAUAUUCAAUUUUUAAAAAUUUGGUCCUAGCACCAUGUGACACAAAUCUCCACAUAUAUUCAAUCAUAGGGACAUUUUCAAUUUACAGCUGAAUGAUUUACAGUCAAAAAGACAUCACUCAGUAUUUAAAUUAAUUCAAAAAUAGAUCAUUUCAGAUAGGUCUAUUGUUCAACCAGUAUACCGAUCUUACUGUACUGUGUUUUUCUCCCCAAUACUGCCAAAGGGAAUGAUCAGUUGAAGGAAGGGUUCUGGUUUAUGAGACCCUGCUGUGUGGCAUAGACUGGACUGAACUCUAAAGUAUUUCGGUAAUUCACACUGUCCAUAAAACAGAAUUUUAUAUCAUUAUUUUUUCAGCCCAUCAAUUUUAUCUCCAGUAUUCAAACUAUGUGCCUUUUAGGUUUACUGUUCUGCCACACAGGAUUUUCAUCUGCUCUCAGUCCUUUGUCAUUCUGUGGCUGCCACUAAAACUAGUAUUUCUGGUUCUUUCAUGCAUUACAUACAGUAGAUUCACAUUUUAGAGAUUUUUUUUCAAUACAGUGAUCAUUAUUUACCUUUCAGUCCAUAUACCAAAUAUUUCAUCAACGCUUUUAAAGGUCCUAGUUUUGACUUAUUUCAUUUCAAUUGUAAAAAAUAUAGUGAAUUUCUUAUUUUUUUCUAAGAGAUAACUUCAUUUAGUUUAUUUUACAUGGUACAUGAAUUUGUUUACUUCUUGUUUCCAUAUAGUUGUAAAUUGUAAAGAAGGUUUGGUUUUGUAAGGAGAGAACUUGUAGGCCAAGAUGUUUUUUCCCCCCCUUUUAUACUGUCGUAUAAAAUACCUCUCUGAUCAAGGACGGUGAUAAUCAUAAGCCCUGGGAACUGGUCUUUCUUCUGUAAAGGCCAUCCAUUUCCUUUUCUGUCUCAAAUUACUCUGUAAUGUUAUGUGUUCCUCAAGUAAAGGUACCGUAGAAAUCA